UCACACUCACACUCACACUCACACUCACACUCACACUUUCAAGUCAAGUUACUACUAAAAAGGAAAUAAACAAAAAUAUAUACUUAUUAUUUUGUUUUUUCAAAAGAAUUGAUCGAAUCAAAGAAAUAUUAUUAAUUAUGGGUAUUCAAUUGAUGGAGAAAAUGCAUGCAAAGAGAAUUCUUCAAAGAACUCUAUCUAACAAGAAGGUACGAUCAACUCCUAGUUCAACUGCGGAUGUACCUAAAGGUCACGUAGUAGUGUACGUGGGAGAGACUUACAAGAAGAGGCAAGUUAUCCCGAUAUCUUAUUUGAACCACCCUUUAUUUCAAAAUGUACUUGAUGUUGUGGAGGAAGAGUUCGGGUUUGAACAUCCUAUGGGUGGUCUUACUAUUCCUUGUAGCGAAGACUAUUUCUCCAGCCUCAUCUCUCUCAUUAGGUGUUCUUCGUAAAUUAACAACUACUAGCUAGCUAGCUAGUACGGAGUAUGUACAAUAGUAUUAGUCCUAUAUAUACCUUCAUGAGAUUACAGUAAAAAAAAUAACAACUGUUUUUUCAAUUUUUUGAUUAACAAAUUUUAUGUGAUUAAUACUUUAAUAGGCAUUGUGAAAUGUGAAUUACUCCUUCGCCUUCU
This is a messenger RNA of Spinacia oleracea (spinach), 631 nucleotides long. Its product is annotated as auxin-induced protein 15A. Bases 138 to 449 code for a protein of 103 amino acids. The transcript has a single exon. The record is from RefSeq and is a predicted model, not a curated record. Gene Ontology annotation, biological process: response to auxin. NCBI's taxonomy places the organism in Eukaryota, Viridiplantae, Streptophyta, Magnoliopsida, Caryophyllales, Amaranthaceae.